Mucor mucedo is the source of this 424-nucleotide messenger RNA. RefSeq lists its product as uncharacterized. The transcript is spliced from 3 exons. The record is from RefSeq and is a predicted model, not a curated record. Bases 52 to 315 code for a protein of 87 amino acids. NCBI's taxonomy places the organism in Eukaryota, Fungi, Mucoromycota, Mucoromycetes, Mucorales, Mucoraceae.
UUUUCUUUCUCUCUCUUUUUUUCUUCUUUUUUAAUAUUUUAAUAAAUUAAUAUGGAUCAACAACAAAAGGGAUACGGCCAACAACCACCCAAUUAUUAUACACCACCUCCAGGUCAACCUCAAUAUCAACAAGGCUAUGGUCAACCCCAACAAUCUUAUCAACCUCAACCCCAAUACCAACAACCUUAUUACCAACCACAACCUGUCCCACAAACUGUCUAUGUUCAACAACAGCCUCAAAAGGAGGAUAGUUCCAUGUGUUUAGGAUGUUUGGCUGCCAUGUGUUUCUGUUGUGCCUUGGAUGCUAUCUUUUAAAUAAUCUUUUUUGUACAUCUUUUAAUAAUAACAAUAACAUUUAUAAAAAAAAAGCCUUUUUUUUUUUUUACGUGUGAGAAAUAAAAAAUAAUAAUAAUAAUCAUAAAAA